AUGGACAGCUGGAAAAAAGAUUGCGUCAAGACCUACACGUCCACGUGUCUGAAGCUCGACAUCGUGUCGUUCGUCGAUCGGCUGUCGGAGCAAGAAAAUCUCGGUAUUCUGCCUGGAGUCUCGGUUAUAAAGCAGAACAGCAGCAGCAGCGAUGCACCCGACGUGGUUGCCAAUCUCGCUCGAGAUUUUCCCAAAGACGUCGACAAACGCAUGGACGCCUACUUGAUGCACAAAAUUGGCACUUAUCUCAAUAAUCACGCGAUAUCGAUCAAGCUGUUCGAUCCUCGCACCUUCGAGGCGACGAAAAAAUUCAACGACGCCGCGAUGCAACAAUUGGACUUUGGCGAGAAGAAAAGUCACGACGUCGAGUCAGGCCGUAAAAAGGACAAAGGCUACGGCAGCAUGAUGGCCGGCCUGAUGAUGAUGAAGGGCACCCUGGGCGCCCUCGGCUUCGGCGCCCUGGCCAUGUUGGCCGGCAAAGCCCUCAUGACCGGCCUGAUGGCCCUCAUGCUCUCGGCCAUCGUCGGGCUCAAGCAUCUGUCGUCGGGCGGCGAUCACAAGACCACCUACGAGAUCGUCAGCAAGCCCGUCUACGCCACGACGCACAGCCACAGCUCCGAGGAGCAUCACGCCUAUCCCGGAUACGCGCGCAAUUUGGAGACGCUGCACCACUCCCAGGAGGAGACGAUCGUCACUUACGGCAACGUGCGAGAGAGACGACGGGCUCGUCGUUACGUUUGA
Molecule: messenger RNA, 741 nt
Organism: Trichogramma pretiosum
Lineage: Eukaryota; Metazoa; Arthropoda; Insecta; Hymenoptera; Trichogrammatidae
Gene: Osi16
Exons: 4
Coding region: 1-741 (246 amino acids)
Source: RefSeq, a predicted model, not a curated record